AUGACGACGCUACCGCCCUUUGCACCGUUCCCCUCAGCGGCAUGGCGGGCACAUCUCACCCCGCAAGACUGGGAUGCCCUCAUCGAGGCCUGGACGACACUCUCGCAAGCCUAUCUCGCCCUGCCGGAUUCUCAGCUCUCGAAAGCCGCAGUAAAGGAUGAGUCGCUAACGACGUUUCUCUCGACUUUUGUGCCUGAAAUCGCUCAAGCCGGGCCGCCUGCGACGAUAGGUUCAUCUCACCAGGCCAAAGCAUUGUUGAGGACAACAUUCACAUUGACAUCACGCCUACUCACGACAUCAUCAACCCCACCACCAGUGUCCCUCACGACGCCAAAUUUCCUCUGCGGCUUCAGCAAACUCUACCGGAAGAAUGCACCGGCGACAUUAGCAAAGGCAUGGAAAUUGCAUUCCGCAAGUUUCGAGACCGCCCUCGCAGGGCUCAAGAAGACCCUCACAAAGUCCCUCGAAGCAGGGAUGAAGGCAGACCUCAAAGCUCUGGAGAAUAGGCUCGCAAACUUGAACCACCUGCUGUACGCCUCCCCCGAUGCAUCGGCGUUCUUUCUUGCCGGAUCAGACUUCCUCGACGGCCUGGUGUCGGCAUUCAAAAUUACCAACCCGCCUCUUCGCAAGGUUCUCAUUGCGACGACGUACCUGUGCCUGGUUGGCCUGACGGAGGGCGAGACACCACGGUUCGGAAUGCUCGCAGACGUUCUGUUCUCUCUUAAAUCCGCGGCGGAGACGCACAGGACGGGGCCGCUGAACGUGAACGACUCGCUUGUCGCAGAGCUGGUGACGGUCACGCCGGUGCUGAAGCAGCUGCUCAAGCGCGCGGAGGAGAAGGGCGCGGCGUCUACUGCUCUCAAGACGCGCAUCUCGGCGCUGGACGGCUUCAAGAAACCCGGUGGCGGAUUCAUGAGGCCCAAGAGGCUCGUCAAGCGUAAGGUCGACAAGGGCAAGGGCGUUGCGGAUGAGGACCAGGUGACGGCCGAGCUACACAUUCACCGGCAGAGCCAGAUUGCGCUCAUCCAGGAUCUAUUUCCUGAUUUGGGAUCAGGGUUCGUCUCAAAGCUAUUUGACGAGUACGGCGAUAACACGGAGGUUGUUACGGCGCAUCUACUCGAGGAUUCAUUGCCGCCACAUCUUGCCAACCUCGACCGCAGCGAGCAAUUGUCACCCAAGAUCGAGAGACGUUUCAGCCAUGAUAUUGCACCCAGACCUACGCCACCACAACUCCCACAACGCCAUAACGUUUUUGAUGAUGAUGAAUUAGACAGACUAGAGCUUGACGUCUCAAAGCUCCAUUUCGGAAAGAAGGCACCAGAGAAGACGGCGGACGAUGUCCUCAAGGACAGGUCCACCGCGCCCAACAAAGCAGCCAUUUUGUCUGCACUUGCGGCGUUUGACUCGGAUGAUGACGAGCGUGAUGACACCUACGACGCAGACGACGUCGGCGGAACAGUGGAUAACGCAGCCAACGAAGAGGCAGACGGGCAGAGGGAUGCCGGCGAAGAGACGCUUUUCAAGGCGUUCCAGUCGGACCCAACUGUCUUUGAUCGCCAAGCGGCAACAAGAAGAGGACAGGCCAGAGGCAAGCUUAGGGAAGAGACGGGUAUGACGGACGAGGCGAUCGAGGGGUGGGCGGUGAUGCUUGCGAGGAACCCGGCACAGAAGAGACGGCUUGAGGCCAAGUACAGUGGUGCGGCCGCAUUCACUGGUGCCCAGACGGAACUUUUGUCCACGGCAUGGAGGGCCAGUCCUGCUGGCUCUGGCGCCGAGGAAUCCGAGGCCGACGGCGGCAGCUCUUCUUCGAGAGGUGGUAGUAGAGGAGGCCGUGGCCGAGGUGGUCGCGGUCGCGGUAGGGGUGGAGGACGCGGAGGUGGCAACGUGGCGGGCCCGACAGGAGACAAAGAUACAGAGGCGGCGCGGAGGAGGAAGGAAGCCAGCAAGGGCUCGAGGGCGAACCAUAACCGCCGCGACCAGAGAGCGAGGAAGAUGGCAACGGGAGGGCUGCCUGGUUGA
Colletotrichum truncatum is the source of this 2019-nucleotide messenger RNA. The record is from RefSeq and is a predicted model, not a curated record. Lineage: Eukaryota; Fungi; Ascomycota; Sordariomycetes; Glomerellales; Glomerellaceae.